GCAUUAUUAAUACAUAAAAAAUAGAUAUAUUAGUAAUAAUACACACUUACUACAUUAGUUAUAUAUUAACUAAAAAUUAUAUCAAAUAAAAUAUUCAUAAUACACAUUAAUUAUUACAUGCAAUUUGCCAAUACAAACGACCCUGAGAGAAUCAAUUGAAAAUUAGGUUAGGUAGUAUUUCUCUUGCCCUUAUUCUGGCACAACCUCAGUUGUAAUUUUCACUCUAAAGAUUUCAAGAUUUUGAUUUCUUGCAUUUGCCCACAAAGUAUGGCAAAUUCACUACUCAUCUCAGGAGCUCAAAGUUUCAGCCUUUGUACAAGAAUUUCCCCAAAUGGGUCAGGCUUUAUUGGAUCAGAUUUCAACGUCAACCAAUUUUCCAAGUUGGGUUUAUCAAGAACCAGCUAUAAAACCAAAACCCUAACUCCAAUAUGCAGUAUUUCAACAUCUAGGCCAGCGUCACAGCCAAGAUUCAUACAACACAAACAAGAAGCUUUUUGGUUCUACAGAUUCUUGUCCAUUGUGUAUGAUCAUGUGAUUAAUCCUGGUCAUUGGACUGAAGAUAUGAGGGAUGAUGCACUUGAACCAGCUGAUCUUAAUGACAGGAAUUUGACUGUAGUGGAUGUUGGUGGUGGCACUGGUUUCACUACAUUAGGUAUUGUUGAACAUGUGGAUGCCAAGAAUGUUACAAUUCUUGAUCAAUCUCCUCAUCAGCUUGCUAAGGCUAAGGAAAAAGAGCCUUUGAAAGAAUGCAAGAUAAUUGAGGGUGAUGCUGAGGAUCUUCCUUUCUCAACUGAUUAUGCUGAUAGAUAUGUAUCUGCUGGAAGUAUUGAAUAUUGGCCGGACCCACAACGUGGAAUUAGAGAGGCGUACAGGGUUCUGAAACCUGGAGGGAAGGCGUGCCUAAUCGGUCCUGUGCACCCUACCUUUUGGUUGUCUCGUUUCUUUGCUGAUGUGUGGAUGCUCUUCCCUAAGGAGGAAGAAUACUUAGAAUGGUUUGAGAAGGCAGGAUUCCAGGACGUCCAACUGAAGAGGAUUGGCCCAAAAUGGUAUCGUGGUGUUCGCAGGCAUGGGCUUAUCAUGGGAUGUUCUGUGACUGGUGUAAAGUCUACACCAGGCGAUUCACCACUACAGCUCGGUCCAAAGGCAGAGGAUGUGACAAAACCUGUAAAUCCAUUUGUCUUUAUUUUGCGUUUCCUUCUGGGGGCAAUGGCAGCAACAUACUAUGUUUUGGUUCCUAUUUACAUGUGGGUUAAAGACCAGGUUGUUCCUGAAGGCGAACCUCUGUGAGAGAGCGAGCAACUUAUUAAUUACUGGCUGACCUGACCUGCUGCACCAUGUUCUAGUUAGUGCAGCUCUGCCUUUCAAUUGUAUGCCUAGAAUUUGCUGCGAACAAAUCUGUUUUAAUUGCCAAAUUAUGUUUAGACAUCUUAGCUUGGUACCGACUGAUGUGAUAUAAUUUUCCAAAUGUAGACUGGACUCCUUUCCAGAUGACUUGGUAGGCGUCCAACCAUGAAUAUUUUUCACAAUAUUGUGGAAUACAUUUUUACUUUAUUUCGGAUA
Molecule: messenger RNA, 1560 nt
Organism: Capsicum annuum
Lineage: Eukaryota; Viridiplantae; Streptophyta; Magnoliopsida; Solanales; Solanaceae
Product: 2-methyl-6-phytyl-1,4-hydroquinone methyltransferase, chloroplastic
Exons: 3
Coding region: 268-1287 (339 amino acids)
Biological process (GO): methylation
Molecular function (GO): 2-methyl-6-phytyl-1,4-benzoquinone methyltransferase activity
Source: RefSeq, a predicted model, not a curated record